AUCGUCGUUUUCCGAAUGACAUUGACCAGUAUCCUGGGAUCCUCUAAAUCGGAGCCUGAGCGUUUCCCGAAUGACAUGGACGCAAAUCUGAAAGGAAAUGGUAAUAUGAAGCCCUGGGAGGGAUGGCUAUGGCUUUACCUGGGAUCGUCUAAAUCGAAACCGGAGCGUUUCCCGAAUGACAUCGACGCAAACCUGGGAUCUUCAAAAUUAAAGCCUGAGCGUUUUCCGAAUGACAUGGACGCAAAUCUGGAAGAAAAUGGGGAAAUGAAAGGUUCAGUGAAACUUUUCAAUCAGUACCUGGGAUCUUCUAAGUCGAAGCCUGAGCGUUUCCCGAAUGACAUCGAUGUAAAUCUAGGAUCAUCGAAGUCGAAACCAGACCGCUUUCCGAAGGACAAGGAGGCGAAUCUUGGAUCAUCAAAGUCGUAUAGUGUAGAUCGUUUCCCGAAUGAGUUGGAAAUGAACCUCGGGUCCAUGUCAGCCCGUUUUAUGUAA
This is a messenger RNA of Haemonchus placei, 492 nucleotides long. Lineage: Eukaryota; Metazoa; Nematoda; Chromadorea; Rhabditida; Trichostrongylidae. The record is from the annotation of a GenBank genome assembly.